AUGCCUUGGAAGCGUAAGGGCCAGGACCGUGACGACUGCCCCAAGGACCUCAACGAGAUCCCCUACAUCCGAUGGAUGAAUGAGCAAAUCGCCAACGGCCGUCUUCGCACUGGAUUAUCUGCUCUAGUUGCGCCAGACCCGCAGGGUUCUACUGCACAGUCGCCACGCGCAGGUCCGUCUCACGUGCGGCGUCAGCCAACCAGGCCCGCCGCGUCGCAUCGGCCCGUCGCAGAGCCGGAUGAAGAUGAGUCUGACUCAGACUACCAUGGCUAUACAGUUGGCACCGAUGAUGAUGACGACGAGGAGGACGAUGACGGUCAGUCGGAGGACGAAAAAGGUGACGACGAUGACGACGACGCCGCGGAAGAAGAGACGCAACCCGUGACACCGCCGCCUAAAUGGAACGUCAGCAAGACAACCGACGCGGAUAAGCAGAAGGGCAAAGCGCCAGCAGAUGAACUCCGUCAAGUGCCAGCGAAAAAGCGGUCGCAUGCCUGCGCGAGAAGAGUAUGUGGUCGGACCGCAAAAAUGUCAUCUUCGUAG
This is a messenger RNA of Closterium sp. Yama58-4, 543 nucleotides long. NCBI's taxonomy places the organism in Eukaryota, Viridiplantae, Streptophyta, Zygnematophyceae, Desmidiales, Closteriaceae. The record is from the annotation of a GenBank genome assembly.